Sorex fumeus (smoky shrew) is the source of this 1720-nucleotide messenger RNA. It is a transcript of the gene TSEN54, whose product is annotated as tRNA splicing endonuclease subunit 54. The transcript has 11 exons. The record is from RefSeq and is a predicted model, not a curated record. Gene Ontology annotation, cellular component: tRNA-intron endonuclease complex. Gene Ontology annotation, biological process: tRNA-type intron splice site recognition and cleavage. Lineage: Eukaryota; Metazoa; Chordata; Mammalia; Eulipotyphla; Soricidae. Bases 28 to 1563 code for a protein of 511 amino acids.
GCGCGCGCAGCCGCAGUCGGCGGCCCGAUGGAGCCCGAGCCCGCGGCAGUGGAGGUCCCCGCCGGACGCGUGCUCAGCGCCCAGGAGCUCCUCGCCGCCCGCUCGCGGCCCCAGAAGCUGCCCCAGCGCUCGCAUGGCCCCAAGGACUUCCUCCCCGACGGCUCGGCCGCGCAGGCCGAGCGGCUGCACCGGUGCCGCCAGGAGCUCUGGCAGCUGCUGGCCGAGGAGCGCGUGGAGCGCCUGGGCAGCCUGGUGGCGGCCGAGUGGAGGCCGGAGCGCGGCGUGGUGGAGCUGAAGACCCCCGCGGGCAAGUUCUGGCAGACCAUGGGCUUCUCCGAGCAGGGCCGGCAGCGGCUGCACCCCGAGGAGGCCCUGUACUUGCUGGAGUGUGGCUCCAUCCAGCUCUUCCACCAAGAGCUGCCGCUGUCCGUCCAGGAGGCUUACCAGCUGCUGCUGGCCGGCGACUCGGUGACUUUCCUGCAGUACCAGGUUUUCAGCCACCUGAAGAGACUGGGCUACGUGGUUCGCCGAUUCUGCCCAAGUGCCAUCCUGUCCCCUUACGAGCGGCAGCUGAACCUUGACGGCAGCGCCCAGUACUCGGAGGAUCGGAGCGGCAGGAGGAAGAGGAGGAGCUCCAGCUCUCGGUCUGUUCCCAAGAAGCUCAAGGCCCUGGAGCGCCCCCUGCAGGGGUCGUCUGGGACACCUGCCAACCUGGCCGCUGCCAGCCCAGCUCCCUGUAGCCUGGACAGCCCAGAGGACAAGCCCCAGGAGCUGAGCCCUGUGGCCGGCCCCUCACAGCUUCCAGGCUCCCAGGACCCCUGGGCCGGCCGGGUAGAGAACGGGGUCCAGGGGGCGUGUAAGCCUCGCUGGAACUUUGAGCAGAUCGCCUUCCCCAACAUGGCCCCCGACAGCCGCCAUACGCGCCUGCCGGCCCCGGCCCCAGAGCUGCUCCCAGCCCACGUGGAGGCCCGUGCCACUGACGCCGAGGCCUGGUGCCACCAGCUCAACCAGCGGAAAGACAAGCCGUCUGAGCAGUCACGGGAGCCCAUGGCCGAGGCCCGGCCCUGGUGGCGGGAGCUGAACGCUGACCCCGAGGUGCAGGGCUGCUCGGGCUGGCGGGAGUACAAGGAAUUGCUGCGGCGGCGGCUCCUGCAGGAGCCCCCCAGCCGCCCCUUGCACCUGUGGCACCAGCCUGUCACACCCCUGCUGAGCCCAAACCAGGCUGAUUCUCCAGCCACCAUCCUUCAGCAGGUCACCAUACUGCAGACGACACACCUUGCCCACGAUGGUGCCCGGCUGCUGACGGAGUCAGGGGGCCUGGAGAUCAGUUUUGAUGUGUACCAAGCUGAUGCCGUGGCCACGUUCCGGAAGAAUAACCCUGGCAAGCCCUAUGCCCGGAUGUGCGUUAGUGGAUUUGAUGAGCCGGUCCCAGACCUCCGCACCCUCAAGCGAUUAUCCUACCAGAGCGGGGACGUCCCUCUGAUCUUUGCCCUGGUGGAUCACGGCGACAUCUCCUUCUACAGCUUCAGGGACUUCACUCUGCCCAGGGACCUGGACCAGUGACCACACACACUGGGGACCUGGACGCUCUACUCAGGACCAUCUCAGCCUCAGCCGCCUGCUGCACCCGGACUGGGGCCCGCCAGCUGCUUCCUUAGAGCAGUCUAGGCCGGUGGGGGCUGACGGUGGGAGUGCCUCACCUUCCCCUCGGCCGGCCGCC